UGCCUCGGCUGCGCUCGGGCUGCGGCUCCGGUGGGGGUCGGCGGCGGGGUUGACAGCGGAGGUGGCGGCGGCGCGUUGCUGAGCGAGCGGGGGAAGAGGAGGAAGUGGAUCCGCGGCAGGGAGCUCGGGAGUCGGCCGCCGCGCCGAGGUCCGCUCCGUUUUGCGAAGCGAGCAGAGUCGGGACCUGGAAAGACUUCUCCGCCGGGCUCCGGCCGCCGCGCCUCCCCGCCGGCGCCUGCCUUGCCCUGCCCUGCCCGUCCCAGCCCCGCGGUCCGGGGUGUGCGGCCGGGACGCGCGGAGCCCCGGCCCUGACCCGCUGCGCCGGGGCGGGACGCUCCCAACCCCGCGGUGCGGUCCGUGGUUGCGGGGUCGCUCCGCGCUGUUCCGUCAGUGAGGGUCGGAGCCCCCGCCCCGGGGCCAGCGCAGGGUGGCCCCAGGCCCUCGACUCCGGUGCGCGGGACCCCGGACGCCCCCCGCCUCUGGCUCCACGAGACCCCAACCUUCAGUGGCCGCCGCCCGAGUGCUUCGGACUUAGAACCGCGCGAGCGCGGGGGAAGCCGGGUCGUGCGCUCCGUGAGGGGUCCUAGGCGGGCAGGACAAUCGGAUCGAACUGCCGGGCUGGUGCCGCGAGCCCAGGCUGCCCCCUUCCUCCCUCCUCUGGCGGGGGACUCAGCGCCUGCCCCGAAGAUAACACAGGGGACCCCUUCUGUCCCGGCGGCCCGCGAGAGCCAAGGCUGCAGCUCUCCCCGUGAAGUGAUAUCACCACCUCCGUGGACAGGACACCCCCUGGAGCCCAGCUCACAGCCACUGGUACCUUCUUCCAGGACCAGCUGGGGGCCUCCAUGGGCGCCUGAGGGUCAGGCGCCAGGGCCGUGGGCACGAGUAUGGUGAGACACCAGCCCCUGCAGUACUAUGAGCCACAGCUGUGCCUCUCCUGCCUCACGGGCAUCUAUGGCUGCCGUUGGAAGCGCUACCAGCGUUCGCAUGAUGAUACCACGCCGUGGGAGCGCCUCUGGUUCCUGCUGCUCACCUUCACCUUUGGCCUCACGCUCACCUGGCUCUACUUCUGGUGGGAAGUCCACAAUGACUAUGAUGAAUUCAACUGGUACCUUUAUAACCGCAUGGGCUACUGGAGCGACUGGCCCAUGCCCAUCCUUGUGACCACAGCCGCUGCCUUCGCGUACAUUGCUGGCCUCCUGGUCCUGGCACUAUGUCACAUCGCUGUGGGACAGCAGAUGAACCUGCACUGGCUGCACAAGAUUGCCCUGGUGGUCAUCCUGGCCUCCACGGUGGUGGCCAUGUCGGCUGUGGCCCAGCUGUGGGAGGACGAGUGGGAGGUGCUGCUGAUCUCCCUGCAGGGCACAGCGCCGUUCCUGCACGUGGGGGCCCUGGCCGCAGUCACUGUGCUCUCCUGGAUUGUGGCAGGACAGUUUGCCCGCACAGAGCGGACCUCCUCCCAGGUGACCAUUCUCUGCACCUUCUUCACCGUGGUGUUUGCCCUCUACCUGGUCCCUCUCACCAUCUCCUCUCCCUGCAUCAUGGAAAAGAAGGACCUUGGCCCCAAGCCCGCCCUCAUUGGCCACCGAGGGGCCCCCAUGCUGGCUCCAGAGCACACUCUCAUGUCCUUCCGGAAGGCCCUCGAGCAGAAGAUAUAUGGGCUCCAGGCUGACAUUACCAUCAGCCUGGACGGCGUGCCCUUCCUCAUGCAUGACACCACCCUGCGGCGUACCACCAACGUGGAGGAGGAGUUCCCAGAGCUCGCCCGCAGGCCUGCCUCCAUGCUCAACUGGACCACCCUGCAGAGGCUCAACGCUGGCCAGUGGUUCCUGAAGACUGACCCCUUCUGGACGGCAAGCUCCCUGUCACCCUCUGACUACAGAGAGGCCCAGAACCAGUCCAUCUGCAGCCUGGCAGAGCUCCUGGAGCUGGCCAAAGGCAAUGCCACACUGCUGCUCAACCUGCGUGACCCGCCCCGGGAGCACCCUUACCGCAGCAGCUUCCUCAACGUCACUCUGGAGGCCGUGCUGCGCUCUGGCUUCCCCCAGCACCAGGUCCUGUGGCUGCCUAACAAGCAGAGGACCCUGGUGCGGAAGGUGGCUCCCGGCUUCCAGCAGACAUCAGGCCUCAAGGAGGCGGUCACCAGCCUGCGGAAAGGCCACAUCCAGCGGCUGAACCUGCGUUACACUCAGGUGUCCAGCCAGGAGCUCAGGGACUACGCGUCUUGGAACCUGAGUGUGAACCUCUACACAGUCAACGCGCCGUGGCUCUUCUCCCUGCUGUGGUGUGCAGGGGUCCCAUCCGUCACCUCUGACAACUCCCACACCCUCUCCCAGGUGCCUUCCCCGCUCUGGAUCAUGCCCCCGGACGAGUACUGUCUCAUGUGGGUCACUGCCGACCUGAUCUCCUUCACCCUCAUCGUGGGCAUCUUCGUGCUCCAGAAGUGGCGCCUGGGUGGCAUACGGAGCUACAACCCUGAGCAGAUCAUGCUUAGCGCCGCAGUGCGCCGGACCAGCCGGGACGUCAGCAUCAUGAAGGAGAAACUCAUCUUCUCAGAGAUCAGCGAUGGCGUAGAGGUGUCCGACGAGCUCUCCGUGUGUUCAGACAACAGUUACGACACAUACGCCAACAGCACCGCCACCCCUGUGGGCCCCCGAGGGGGUGGCAGCCGUGCCAAGACCCUCACAGAGAGGAGUGGGCGUUAGCUGAAGGCAUGUCUGUCCCACCUGUACCUGACACAGAAGCCGGGGAGCCUAGGAGAGCUGGCAGAAGCGUGUCUGAACUCGGAGUGCUCUGGGAGCAGGCUCCACAGCCUCCUCGUGGGCUGCAGCCCCUUGUCAGCCACAGCCUCUCUUGAGGGAUACUCCUGUCCCCUGAGCCCAGCUGGGCCAGGACUCAAGCCUCUCAGAUGCCCCCACAGGCCUGGGGCUCCUUCUGGGAAGUAUGGGACUUAGGGCUUGGUCCCCCCCUUCUGAGGCCCUCUCCUGUAUCCCAACCUGAAGCUUUGAUGGGUCAUGGGCCAUGCUGUACCCCCUGUGGCAAUGGAGGGUGCGGAUGCUCACCUGUGCCAGUCUGUCCUGUCUGCCAUGAGGCCACUGAGUUCUCCAUUGUUAUCCUGCCCCACGGGCCUGGGCCAGGCCUCUACUUGAAGCAACUCUGCUCUUCCUGUCAGUCUCGAAGCACAAGGAGGCUCGGCCCAGGAGGAAGCCAGCUGCAAUGUGGAGACACGUCCUCCUCCCCACCCCACCUCAUGCCACCGCCAGCCCCCUGCCCCAGGAGCAGGCCUGAGCCAUGUCCCCUGGGAGCAGCUGGAGAUGGCCAGAAGUGAGAGCUCAGGACUACUGAAUCCCAUGCCCAAGUGUCCAGCAGAGCCCAGGACAGAAGGGUCCCCCAACCCAGGAGUCCACAGACUGAUGUGACCUCAGGUUCCCACAUCAGUGGCCACAGAACAGGGCUCACCUGGGAAAAGUGUUUUGGACAUGGUCAGAGUGGGUAUGUGGCUAAGUAGGCCCACAACAGAGGGAACCCAAGGGCCUUGGCCAAUACGAUUAAAGCUGCCAUCUUGA
This is a messenger RNA of Saimiri boliviensis boliviensis (Bolivian squirrel monkey), 3563 nucleotides long. It is a transcript of the gene GDPD5, whose product is annotated as glycerophosphodiester phosphodiesterase domain containing 5. The record is from RefSeq and is a predicted model, not a curated record. Gene Ontology annotation, molecular function: glycerophosphodiester phosphodiesterase activity. NCBI's taxonomy places the organism in Eukaryota, Metazoa, Chordata, Mammalia, Primates, Cebidae. Gene Ontology annotation, cellular component: plasma membrane. Gene Ontology annotation, biological process: positive regulation of neuron differentiation; lipid metabolic process.